AUGUCUUCAUGCCCCGUGUCGUCGUCCCAAGACUCCGGCCCCGCCGCCGGCCGGAAGCGCAUCCCAACCGCCUGCGAAGCCUGUCGCGUGGCCAAGAUACGCUGUCUGCCCAGCGACCAGGACGGCACAUGCCAAAAAUGCCUCGUCUCCAAGAAGGAAUGCGUCUCCAGAACAGGUCCUCGACGACGCCGACCCAAUAAAUCCAAACUACCUCCUGGCGAUUCCCUCCCCCCGCCCCCCAAACCCACUGGCACAUUCACCAUUGAUAUUCCCCUCGCCCAAGCCUCGGGUUCUUCCUCUGUGGAAACCCUUCGCGAGACUCACGCUGCCUAUCUCGACAGCCUUUUCCCUCCCUCCCAUACUUCCGCCCCUCCCUCUCCUUCCUACUUCCAAGGUAGCAUCUCCUCCGAAGCCGCCUCCAGCCCGUCCGCUACCUCCAGCUCCAUUCAGGACAUGCACGCCCGGCCUUCCUUCAACAUAUCCUCUGCCGAGUCGCUCCUCGACACUUUUCGCUCCAUGCUGUACUACUGUCCGUGCAUCCUCCUCCCUGAAGACGUGACGGUGCGAGACCUUGCGCAGACAAGACCGUUUGUGCUUCUAGCGAUUCUUGCCGCGGCGGCGGGGGCCAAGUCCCUCCAGGGUCAUAAUCUAUACGAUGACGAGUUUCGCAAAGUCUUUGCGCUGAAGCUCGUGGCCGGCGGGGAGCGCAGCCUCGAGUUGCUGCAAGGCAUAUUGAUCUAUUGUCUUUGGUAUCCGUUCCAUCUUCGGCCCCGGGCCAAGCAAAUCUUCCAAUACACGCGCAUGGCCGCCGAUCUCGUCCACGAUCUCGAGCUAGACACCGAUCCUUUCCCUGACACCACCACCACCACCACCAUGACCCCCGAGCGUCUCGACUCCAUCCGGGCCUACGUCGCCCAAUACUAUCUCUCCUCCUCCUUCGCAGUCACCUGGCAAGCCCACCGCAGCCACCCCGUCCCAUUCACAUCCUGGACCUCGCAAUGCUGCCAUCUCCUCACCACGCACGCCUCCUCCCCCGGCGACGCCGUCCUCGCCUCCCUCGCACGUCUGGGGCACACCGUCCGGGGCGCCUGGGCCGCCGUCCGCGACCAUAACCCCGCCGACAACAGCACCCUCGUGUUUCGUGGACUAGAAGCACAGUUCCAGGAUCAACAGGCGCAUCUCCCCGCCUCCGUCUCCAACACCUUGCCAGUCCGGCUCCAAAGCCUCUUUACCGAAUUCUUCCUCCUCGGCGGCUCCAUCCUGCGCAUGCCCGCCCCCGCCAGCAAACCCCCGUCACCACCACCAACAGCCCCCGACCCCUUCCGUCCGACGCUCUCCCGACUGACGUCCUGCGUCCACGCCGUCGCCCAGUUCCUCGCCCUCGUCGCCGCCAUCCCGUCCGCCUCCCUCGCGCACCUCUCCACCGGCGACUGGGGCCGCCUCAUCCUCGGCAUCGUCGUCGCCAUGCGCCUCUCCUUUCCGCUGCCCCCGGAGUGCUGCUGCCCCGAGUACGACAGCGCCUGGGCCCGGAGCCAGCUCGGCUUCGCCGCGUUUCUCGACGUCAUGACGGCAGACGCGGCCGGCACCGAUCUGACGUCGGCGGCCAAGAGGUUCGAUGUCGUCUCGGCGAGCAAGGUCGUGAUUGCGGUGGUCAAGGAAAAGUACGAAAAGCGGCUGGCGCUGCUGCUGCAAAAACGAGAUCAGCAGCAGCAGCAGCAGCAGCAGCAGCAGGUGGAGGAGCAGGCGCGGUCCAAGUGCCCGAUGCUGGACGGCUCGCUGGAUCGCUACUUCCCGCUCUGGAACGGGAGCGUCGGGCAGACGAUGAGCAUGCCGUCCAUGUCUUUCAUGGAGGGCAUGGCCGAUGGUAGCGACGCCAUGCUAGACGCAUGGGCCGAGGACGCAUUCGACUGGAUCGAUCCGGGGCAGGGUAUGCUGUGA
This is a messenger RNA of Akanthomyces muscarius, 1938 nucleotides long. RefSeq lists its product as uncharacterized. The transcript has 6 exons. Gene Ontology annotation, biological process: regulation of DNA-templated transcription. The record is from RefSeq and is a predicted model, not a curated record. NCBI's taxonomy places the organism in Eukaryota, Fungi, Ascomycota, Sordariomycetes, Hypocreales, Cordycipitaceae. Gene Ontology annotation, cellular component: nucleus. Gene Ontology annotation, molecular function: DNA-binding transcription factor activity, RNA polymerase II-specific; transcription cis-regulatory region binding; zinc ion binding. The coding region runs from base 1 to 1938 and encodes 645 amino acids.